This is a messenger RNA of Paralichthys olivaceus (Japanese flounder), 3485 nucleotides long. The record is from RefSeq and is a predicted model, not a curated record. NCBI's taxonomy places the organism in Eukaryota, Metazoa, Chordata, Actinopteri, Pleuronectiformes, Paralichthyidae.
UUGAUAUACAGUAGUUUUUGGGGUUUUGUUUUGUUUGCAUAAAGACGCGAUAGACAAAGCUCCACUGAGUGAUGACCCCUCGUUGCCACGGUGACGAGACCCAGACCCCAGCAUGGGUCUGGGUCUCGGGGCCCCUGGUGCCGCCAGUGUGGGAUGCCAGAGCUGUGCUCCCUCGAUCCCUCCCUCGCUCCGUCCCGUCCUGUAUUAACACACAUUCACUCAAACACUGAGCAGAGGAGCAGGAUGACUCUCGUUCCCUCAGAGGACGAAACGUUUGAGACAAAAGUUUGUUGUUUCAGACCGAAGAUGGGAUUUGCAUCCAAUGCCAACAUAAUAGGCUCAUCUUCUUUUGCGGUUUUUGUGUGCGUGUUUGUUUAGUAUCUGAUUGUGUGUCUGUGAUGCCCUUCAAGUUCUCCAAAGGAAAGUUCUGGUUGGAGCCGCCGUCAGAGAAACAGAGGAAGCAGCUGGAGGAGGAGCUGAAGCUGAGCGGCACAAACCUGAAGAGCAACGCCUGGUACCACGGACACAUCCCCUGGGAGGUGUCAGAGAGCCUGGUGGUGAACCAUGGUGACUUCCUCAUCAGAGACUCUCAGUCCAGUCAGGGGGACUUUGUCCUCACCAGCCACUGGGAGGAGAAAACGCUUCACUUCCUUAUCAGGAAGACGGUGGUUCAGUCUGGUGAGACGUAUACCCGGGUCCAGUACAGCCUGGAGGGUGAGGCCUUUGACACCUUACAGGCCCUCGUCCACUUCUACGUGGGCAGCAGGGCGGUUCUGACCCGGUGGAGCAGCGCUCAGAUUUAUCAGCCAGUGAACAGGACGCUGCCACUCAGUUACCUGGAGAUGGCGUUCUGCACUGUCGACAGCGGGUCGAGUAGCGGCAGCACGUGUGGAGAGGAGAGGGUCCGUUCAAGGAGUCCUUCCUCUCUCCACCACAGGGGGGCAGAAGUGAGCAGAGGACAGGACGACCAGACUUCUGUAGAAUCCACGCUCUCGACUCCAAACAUCAUCAACACCCCACAGUCCAGAAGCCCUUGCCACGGUCAGACAACCAGUGUGGCUCCAUCUCCAUCCCUCUCUCGGAGCUUGAACACCACCCAGCCCACGUCCUCCCCGAACAGCACCCUCAACAGACGGUGUAACAAUAGACACCAUCCUCAUCAGAACCAGGACUCUCCCUCCUCUGAUACAGAUGGAAGCUGCUAUACAGAGCUGUACCCUGGCCCUCAGAGCUAUGUGGAGAGGCUGUGGGCAGAGGAAGGGUCAGCGGUGGUUGAUCCACUGAGGGUGGAGGACAGGAAUGUGUACUUUUCACCGGUAGUGGAGGCAGUUUCUUCUUUCAAACCGAGCAGGUACAAGUCGCAGCUGAUGCCUGAGGAGAAUAAGCCUUUGGAGGUGGGCAUACUGCGAAGAGUGAAGGAGCUUUUAGCAGAGAUCGACCCCAGGACUGCGGCUAAACAUAUCACCAAGGCUGACUGCAUGGUGGCCAGAAUUCUGGAGGUGACUCCGGAGGUGCAAAGGAUGAUGGGAGUCGGUUCUGGGAUAGAGCUGCUCACGUUGCCACAUGGCCAGCAGCUGAGACUGGACCUUCUGGAGAGGUUUCAAACCAUGGCGAUCAUGUUGGCGGUGGAUGUGUUGGGCUGCACUGGGACAAACGAGGAGCGAGCUGGUCUGCUUUACAAAAUCAUCCAAAUCGCUGCCGAGCUCAAGAGUACCAUGGGAAACAUGUUUGGUUUUGCUGCCGUCAUGAGAGCUCUCGAGCUGCCGCAGGUGUCCCGUCUGGAGCAGAUGUGGACGGCGUUACGGCAGCGACACACAGAGGGCGCUAUUCUCUACGAGAAAACUCUAAGGCCAUUUAUGAAGAGCCUCAACGAUGGGCGAGAAAGUUGUCCACUGUCCAACACCACCUUCCCCCAUGUCCUCCCCCUCUUGUCUCUGCUGGAGAAGAGUGUGGCGGUGGGUGAGGGGACAGAGCCAUGGGAGACCGUGGAAGUCGGUAUGGACGUGGUCAUGUUCCACCUGGGGGCCGCGAGGACCAUCGCACAACUGGGUGGCAUUUAUCAAUCCAACGCUCAGAGCAAACUACAAGGUUUCCAGGAGCAGCCAGAGGUCCUGGAGCUCUUCCUGACCGACUUCCAGCUCAGGCUGCUGUGGGGUAGCAGGGGAGCCCCGGAGAGCCAGGUUCUGCGAUACACCAAAUUUGACCAGGUGCUGACUGCCUUGUCCAACAAGCUGGAGCCACCUUUCAGAUCACACUGACCUCAGAGCUGGAUGAGUGGCCUGUCAUAUUCUCCCUCGUCUGUCAAUGGAACCUCACUCAAGGGCUUUUGGAAGAGAAUGCACACGACGCACUUGAUCGACAUUUUGACUUUAGACAUGUAAAGCUGACAUCAGUGCAGCAUGUCUGUCGGACACUUGAAAGGGGAAAUAAACCUUCCUGUAGCUUUUUGAUUCAGAUUCCUGAUGAAACUCAAUUACAGGCUUCAAAGUGGUUCUGAUCCUAAAUGGUUCUUUUUUUUUUUACUUUGUUGGAAACAAAGCCCAACUGUUCUGACUCGAGGCAGAGAGAAGCCUAAAUUUUUGCUCUCCCCCAAAGUCAAGAGUUGCGGACGACCAGACCAGAAUCCAGAGUUUGGGGAAGAUGCCACUCGAAACAAGAUGGUGCACAUGUGGAGAAUUAGUAGUCUCAUUUUCUACCCUCAUUAUUGUCUUCAUAUAGCACUAAUCCCAGUUUAUUGUCAAUUGAAGAAUUAAACUUUAACAUUUAAAGGUGCUAGCACACUUUACUUAUUGUGUUUUAGGGAUGCAAAGUCAACAAUCACUGAUGGCAGAGGCCAAUCGAUUUGUUGAGCCUGUAGCCGAUUCAGAGAAAUUCUAAUAGUUGGUGCUAUAACCAUGCAUAAUAACCUCUGGCUGUUCCAGGAAAAAGAGUUAUGAUAACAAUACGAUGGAGUGAUCGCUCAAUCAAAGACAACUGAUCAGUUUUUUUUUUAGAACACAGAUUUCUUUGUUUCCCUGGUUUACUGUUUGAGAUGGAAUAACAUGAAGGAGGUGAAAAUGAACUGACCCUAAAUACAUUGGUACAUCAUACAGGUACACAACAUUUCUACCCCUUACAUAGUGUUAACGUCUAAUCUAUAUCUAUAUAUAUAAUAAAAUACAUGGCAUUCUGUGAUACUAUGAUAUGAGACAUAUCCAGGUCCAGAAUUUCCCAAUCUGUGCAUCCUUAAUAUUUUAACGUGUCUGUUUCACAGUGAACUCAAUACUAACAUCAUGUCAGAUUGAGUGUAAACAUGUGGAGUGGUGCUUUUGUUCCUGAGAUGAGGCUGAGCCUCAGUGUGUUGAUUGGUUAAUAUAUAGAAAUGUUGUUGACCUUAAGGCUGGACCUUCCCCUGAAUUUACAAGUUCACCAACUGUAUCUUAUAUUGUACAACCAAAUGACAUAAUAACUUUGUAUCUGCAUCAUAAAAUUACAUUUUAUUUGCA